CUCUCAGCCGCGCGCCCGCCCGCCCGCCCCCCCCCGGUGCCAUCUUGCCGCGGCCGCGGAGCCGAGCGCGCCCGGCCAUGCCGCACUUCCAGGCCUGGGAGGAGUUCACCCGCGCCGCCGAGAAGCUCUACCUCGCCGACCCCAUGAAGGUCCGUGUUGUCCUCAAGUACCGACAUUGUGAUGGGAACCUCUGUAUCAAAGUAACAGAUGAUGUGGCUUGUUUGCUGUACAGAACAGACCAGGCACAAGACGUGAAGAAGAUUGAGAAAUUCCACAGUCAGCUCAUGCGGCUCAUGGUGGCCAAGGAAUCCCGCAGUGCUGCCAUGGAAACAGACUGAAGGGCUGCCAAGAAAAUCACUGCUCUGGUCAUAUUUCACUGGAAGCAAAUCUUUGGGAUUUCAACGAAAAACUGGGGCAGGAGAUGCUUUUAUGUACUGAAGUGGACUGAUGACAAGUCUGAAGCAUUUUCACCCCUCAGAGUCCGCUUUGGAAAUCUAGGAAAAUAAGUGCUUUCAAUUGAAAGCUUAUAUUUAUUUUUGGGUAUUAAGCAACUAUUCUUACACGUUAGGUAUGCUAAGAAGACAAGCAAAUAUUUUAAAUCUACAGUAUGUUAAUGCAAAUUUGUUAGGCCACAGGCAUACUUCUGGAAAGUUACUGUAAAAUUUCAUAUAGGUUUCAUUGUGUUCAUACCUUAUGCUGGUUUAUUCUCAAAAUGAGAGGGUUUAUUAAUCUAAUACUCUAGCAUGGUGACUGGGUUUAAUAAAUAUUUACAUACAUUAUAUAAAUCUGUUGGGUUUAGAAUAACAUGUUUUCUGAACUGAAAUGUUGAAAUUGCCAAUUUGUAUUACCACUGUCACUGGCAGCACUCUAGCUUUUGAUGUUGCACUCAACCAUAAGAUGUGCAACAUUAUCCAUAAUGCAGUUUGUAGAACUCUUAUACUGGCUAAGUGAUUAACUUCUGUAUUUUAAAAAUUAAAACAGAACUUCACUUAAUAUUCCUAGAGAUCUGUGAGAAACUGGGAGGGUUUUUUUCUGCUUGUGCAAAUACUGUUACUAAAAAACAGUCAGUGGCUUUUCUACAUACUUGAACUAUUUUGUACUAGCAGGGGUUUGUUUUCCCAUCCUUGCUUCAGGCAGAGUUGAAGUAUAUCAGCAAGACAAAUUCUAGAAGCUCUUGCCUAUUAUGCUAAUAGAAAAUAUCCAACUGCACACUACCCAGAUUCCUCAUUCUAGCAGCUUGUUAACUGCAAUUGCAGAUCUUACAUGUGGCAGGUGGAUGUCAGCCAAAUGAAUAAAUGGAUGAAAACACCUUAAUAAAUACUUAAAUACCACUGUCAGAAAUAGACCAAUGCUCCUGUAGCUCAGAUGUGUUUCUCACAGUAACCUCUGGUAGGCUGAUGGAAGCUUUAAUUGUCUCUUGUAAAAAAGCUUUUUGUUUGAAAACCCAGUAGCUGAAAUUGAUACUUGCUUUGACUAGGUCUUGCAUACUUGAAAACAGAUCAACGUUUUCAGGUAAUUAGGCUAUUGGUAUAACUAGGUGCUUUCAGAACUGAUUUUUUUGGGUUAAGCCAAGCCACAAAAGUAAAGCAGGACCAUACUUGUAGUGGCAUUUUUAUAUAACGAAACAAUCUAUCUAGGUAGCUACCUGCUGUCACUUAUAUAAAAAUAAUGGAGCUACUGGGAAGCAGUGGACUUUCCACAUUUGCCAAAAGCUUGGGAAAAGCCCACCAGGCUUGAAUAUUGCAUUAGAGUACCCUUUCAGCUGAGCAUAGAAUGUUGCACGUUGUUGGAAAACAGUGCAGCACUGAAUUCCUGGUGACUGCUCAAAAUUCUGGUCUGCAACAGUGAUUGGUAUGUGUGUAACAUUUUUGUAUUGGCUUUUGAAAUAUAAAUAAAGCCAGAGAGAAGGCUGGA
This is a messenger RNA of Passer domesticus (house sparrow), 1914 nucleotides long. RefSeq names its product signal recognition particle 9 (gene SRP9). The transcript is spliced from 3 exons. Gene Ontology annotation, molecular function: 7S RNA binding. Gene Ontology annotation, cellular component: signal recognition particle, endoplasmic reticulum targeting. Lineage: Eukaryota; Metazoa; Chordata; Aves; Passeriformes; Passeridae. Gene Ontology annotation, biological process: negative regulation of translational elongation; SRP-dependent cotranslational protein targeting to membrane. The record is from RefSeq and is a predicted model, not a curated record. The coding region runs from base 78 to 338 and encodes 86 amino acids.